GGGGCCACCACAUCCACAUCCACAUUCACAUCCAUCCACUACAUCCUACCACAUCCAUUGAUCCAUACAUAAACUUAUCCCAAAACCACAUAUACCUACUACUCGCUCGCCGGGUUUUCCCUCCCUUUCUUCGAAACAAUACCACCACUUUCGCUUCAUCUCCUCUCCCCACCUCAAUCUCAUUUCCCUCACCAUCACUCCUUCUAUGGUAAUACUACUACCGUCCUCUCCACAGUACUGUUACUACCAUCCGUGAGCAAUUUUAUUGAAACAAGACGACCUUUCUGCUCGGCUACCUCACCCAGUGGGGAGAGAUAUCUUUUGGUAUUAUUCAUUUCAGGUGUUGAAUAAAAAAGGCGCGAUCAGGCCUAUCAAAGAAAAUGUCAAAGACGAGUGUCUUCACAACCAUCACACCCUUACCGGCAGGUGUCACGCGCCAGAGCGUAGUAGAUACAUACCACAGUCAUGGGGAAAUGAUCGACCUGAAUCCUCUGGUCAUCGAGCGAUUCCAAUGCAGGCCACCAAGCAAUGCGCCAACGGAAGAAUACUAUGCGACCUGGUAUACAAUUAAAGACAAGGUCGCCUAUCUACCCGGUGGUCUCGCUUCAGGCUCAGUCUCUUACCAUGCUUGCUUCCAUAACCUGCCCGAGGGUUUGCAAACACAUGUGUAUGCGCCCCUAGGUCUCGAUAUCCGUGCGAAAUGGAGUGUCGGCGGCCAACUACCAGGAGAACCAAAGCAACCUGUUGAACUCGGUCUCGGUAUCCCAUCUGAAGGCCUCUACAUCCGAGAAGAUGUCAAGAUGAAGUGCAACAUCAUGAUGCUCUCGUUCGUCAAGAAGACCUUCAAGGAAUCCCACUCCAAGCUCGUCGAUCGAUUGGUAGAAAAGGCCCACGCCAUCGAGGCUAGGAUCGCAAACGAGAGGCUGAAGGGACUCAAGACGAUUGAUCCCUCCGAGCGAAUGGGCGUAGGCGACAUCUUCAUCGCGCCGCCGCCAGGAUACAAGAGCGACGCCCACAUGAGGAAAGAAUCCAACAGUUCGCCUCCUCCUGAUAGUCCUGGGCUAUCAUUUGCCUCGACCCUGACGAGCCAAGGCUCUUUCCUAUCAAGAUCACCACCAACCUAUCUCGAACCAAAAAGCCUUGCCACACCGAACCGCAUGUCUUCCGGCCCAGAACUCUUAACGUCGAAACGAUACGACCCGAACGCCCAAUGGACAGAAACAAGCCAACAGGAUAAGGUCCACAGCAGGAGCCCUUCGGCGCCUGUCUUCCCUACUUCAUAUGCCACAAACCUACCAGUUGAAUUGCCAGCUGAAGGACCGCCAGUACCACCCAAGGACCGAACCGCGUUCAGGGCCGAGUUGCCAGGAUGAGAUGAUUUCACGAAUCUUAUGUCUUCUUCAUUGUUUAUAUCGCUUUUCUUUCCUAUUUCUCCCAUUUCAAGUCAUUCAUUUCCCUUUUGCGUCUGGCGGUUGAUACCCGUGCUCGAUUUCUGGUUGUUGGACCUGCAUGUAUUACGGUAGCACAGUGGCGCAAAGCGAUUUUCUAAAAGUAUAGCUAGAUUUCUCUCUCAUCUCGCGGAGUCACCA
Molecule: messenger RNA, 1589 nt
Organism: Aaosphaeria arxii CBS 175.79
Lineage: Eukaryota; Fungi; Ascomycota; Dothideomycetes; Pleosporales
Exons: 2
Coding region: 381-1373 (330 amino acids)
Source: RefSeq, a predicted model, not a curated record